Messenger RNA from Ilex paraguariensis (yerba mate), 2540 nucleotides. The record is from the annotation of a GenBank genome assembly. NCBI's taxonomy places the organism in Eukaryota, Viridiplantae, Streptophyta, Magnoliopsida, Aquifoliales, Aquifoliaceae.
GUUUUGUAUGUAUUAUAAGUGUGUUUUCAUUUGAAAUAAAGACAAGGAUCUAUUUAAAGCUAUCCUUUCUGUCACAUUGCUUUUUUCUAAGAUUGGUGUCGUUUUUUUUGCGGAGAAUUGAGGGUAUAGUUAUUUGAAUAGAAGAUGAUAAAAAUAGCAAAGUCACUGGAGAGAGAAACACAGGUAGAGAGAGAAAAAGAGGCAGAGAGAGAGAGAAGGUGAAGAACAUAACACACAGAGAUAGGAAGGAAUAAUCAAUCAAUCAUGGAGGAAGUUUGAGUCCAUUGAUUGGUUAGUCUGACCUUGUUUCUGUGUUUAGAGCCCCUGUAAGAUUUGGUUGAAGAUUGAGAUGGACUUUUCUGAAUCUACAAAAAUAGUGUAUAAUAGAAUCCAGAAACUAGAACCAGAAAAUGUUCCUAAAAUUAUUGGAUAUCUCCUUUUACAAGAUCAUGGUGAGAGGGAGAUGAUAAGGUUGGCCUUUAGCCCUGAUAAUGUGAUCCAGUCUGUGAUCAACCAAGCCAAAACCAAGCUUGGAUUAGCCUCCAAACAGGCAUUUUCUGCCCAAGUUUUACCUCUUCAGGUGAACCCAGCACCAGUUUCGGAUCGUCCCUUACACUUCACUCCAUUCUCGCCAGCUUCAUCUCGCCCCUUUUCAUCUCCUGCAACGUUUCGAGCCACGCAGUCCCAUUGGGAUCCUCAAGUUCAUUCUGAUCAGCAUACAAUUCACAACCUGGAUUACGUCCCAGUGGCUUAUUCAGAUGCAGUUGCUGAUGACUACUGUCUCCAGAACCAACUUCAGUUCUUAUCUUUGGAAGAUCAGUUAGAGCCCGUUAAUGCAUUUGGUUCUGAUUUUUCCGGUAAUUACUAUUACCAAGAACCUACCUUAACGUUAGGCCCAAGAGUCAAUAGGAGAUCCCCAAGUUUGCCUGAAUUUCCUGUAAAGGUUUGCCAUUACUUCAGCAAGGGGUUCUGUAAGCAUGGAAGCAACUGUAGGUAUUCUCAUGGACAUCCCAUGCCAGAAAGCUUCUCUCAGAUCUUUAAUCUGAGUUCAAAUGAAAUUGUGAAUGAUGAUUAUGUCUUCUCACCGGGAUCUGUUGAGAAAUUGGAGAUGGAACUCACGGAGCUUUUAAAAACUAGAAGAGGAUAUCCUGUUUCGAUUGCUUCUUUGCCAAUGCUGUACUAUGAGAAGUAUGGGAAGACACUUCAGGCUGAGGGUUACCUCACAGAAAGCCAGAGACAUGGGAAAGUAGGUUAUAGCCUGACCAAGCUUCUUGCUCGGCUCAAGAACAGCAUUCGUCUCCUCGACAGACCUCAUGGGCAGCAUUCAGUCAUUUUGGUGGAUGAUAUUCCAAAAUACAUGGAGUACAAUGGGGAAAGAAAUGAUCAUGGACCAAUUGCGGCUGGUUCUCGACAAAUUUAUCUGACUUUUCCAGCAGACAGCACUUUUACUGAGCAAGAUGUUUCCAACUAUUUUAGCAAAUUUGGGCCUGUUCAAGAUGUUAGGAUUCCUUGCCAGCAGAAGAGGAUGUUUGGCUUUGUGACUUUCGUUUUCGCAGAGACAGUCAAGCAGAUUCUGACAAAGGGGAAUCCUCACUUCGUAUGUGGGGCGCGUGUUCUGGUGAAACCUUACAGGGAGAAGUCAAAACUUGUCGAUAGGAAGUAUCCCGAGAAAAUGCAUCUCCCUUUAUACUCUGGUUCUGACUUUCUUGAUCCAGAAUCUGAGCUUCCUCCAAUUCCCCGAGUUUGUGACAGUUCAAGAUUACUUAGGAAGCAGUUCAUGGAAGAACACGAGCAGGCACUUGAACUUGAGAGAAGGCAUCUCUUGGGGUUGCAAUUAGCUACUAAACUGUUGAACCAUCAGCCCUACUUGGGCUACACAAUGGAUGAAUUGAAGCUUUGUGAAGCCCAUGCAGAACAAUCACAGUUCCCGUCUGCUGCCCGCUUUAACUAUCUGCUAGAUGUUCUGAACAAUGGUUCUACUAGUGAAGAUACAGUUAGGCACAUAAAUACAACUUACAACGACCAGGAGAGUAAUCAAGGACUAAACCUUCCAGAUAGCCCGUUUGCAUCCUCAAUAGGGUGUGGCAUUUCAACAGUUACAUAGAUGCAGAAACAGAGAAGGAUUGUGGAGAUAAAGAAGACUGAAUUUCGAAGACCAUUUAUAGUGGGUUCAAUACAAGAGUAGUUUAUUUUCCUUCAUUUUAAAUUUCCAUAAAAAGUAGGUGUUAAAACAGUCAGUUGACCGCAGUUUCAUACCUAUUCAAGCAGGAACAAAACAACAGAUGGUUUUUCUUCUUUUCGUUUACUUAUAUAGAGAAAGAAUGGUACAGAAAUCCGAGAAGUUUCUGAAGAUCUAGUUAUGUAAUGUUCAUAGGAAGCAAGAAGAGUGCUUGUAAGUAAUAGUCUGCUUAGUUGAUAUAUGUGGCAGGGUUCAAGGUAUAAACAAAAUAAGUGUAGAGAUUUCUCUUCUGAGAAAAAAAUGCUACUGUAGUGAGCUUUAAUUAUAUUAAGUUGCAGUUUAGCAUACUACGCAAUGUGCA